UCAAAUUUUGACUCGAGACGUAAAAAUAAGUAAAAAUGAUCGAAACUGUAAUAGGGAAAAUAAAUGACUGUCGAUCUCGUGAAAUAAUUACCAAAACAACAAAAUGUUGUAACGUUCCAAUUGCUUUGAGUAAAGACGAAGAUAUCUUGAAUGGUUUCGAGAGAGCAGCACGCCGGAGUGUCAGUUGGUGUCAGUAUUCUUUUCACCGCCGUACAAAGGUCCACGUGGGUCCUCUAAAAAGUCAGCAUGGCAGAAUGUAUCGAUAGAAGUGACGAGCAAUUACUGUCAAAGAAAACACAGAAUUAUCAGAAUGAGAAUGUUAAUCCUGCGAAGAAUGUCACAAAGAGACGAACAGAUGAUUCUUUGAGGAAUCCUAGAACGAAAAUUGUAAAACAACUGAAUGCACACGAGAUUCGAAACAGAUACAACUUGAACGGAGUACAGAUAGAUAAUGAACAACUGUAUCAACAACAAUUCGAUAAUCUUGUGGCGAAUAAAUUAAAGUACUCGACACUUACACAACAGGAAUUAAACAUUCUGUUCUUAAAAUAUAAAUCCGAUCGACAUUACAAGCCCACCGAGACUUUCGUAACAUUUUUCCAUAAACAAUGCACGGUUAAUAACAGAAGUCACUACGAUCAAUUUCCUGAUAUGCAACAAAAGUCUGGAAAUUCAUUUGAUGCGUGUAAUCAAGCUCAAUAUGUUCAAGAUAAUUCUAAGUACGUGGCACAAGGAAACGGGGAAGAGAAUCAGUAUCUGUACUUCAGUGAAAAUUACAAUCAUUCUAAUCACGCUUAUAGAAAUUUUAACGUGCAACCAUACAACAAUACGAACAAUGCAGAAAGUUAUGAUUACUCAAAUGAUAGAAUUCCUGCGUCAGACGAAUAUUACUCGUGCGGUUUAAUGAAUCCAACUAAUAUUUCUUCGCAGAAUUGUAGAUAUGGAGACACAACCGUCCUCUGCGAUCUUUCAAACUCAAAUCAACUGUACGAGAAUUCACAACAGAACUAUACGAGCUUCUUACCUCAGUACAAUAAUUAUGGAGUGAAUCUAAAUUAUGAUGAUUACCUCUUGAACACAUGGAAUAACAAGACUACUGCAAACAACACCUGGAGCCAAUCGAGAAACACACAAUAUCACAAUCAAAUGGAACAUUAUAAUAACAGAAACAGUUCUUAUCAAUUUACAGGAUACAAUUUCGAAGAACAGAACAACUUUAACGCACUGAAUCAUAAUGAAGCUUAUUUUAAAUCUUACGGUGAUUAUUUCAAUGAAAACAAUACUGAACAAGAUUUAAAUAAUUACCUUCUGAAACCAUCAAUAGCAGAUGCGCUCUUUUCAUACAUGACUGAUAUUCCGGAUAAUUAACACUUUUGUUACGUCUUUCUUUACGAAUGUUAAUUUUUAUAAGAUAUUUACAAAAUAUUCUCGGGUCAAUCAAGAAACGUACCAUUUUACAGUCAAAUGGAACUUUGUAAUAACAGAAACAAUUCUUAUCAAUUUAUAAGAUACAAUUUCUAAGAACAGACCAACUCUUACGCAUUAAAUCAUGCUGAAGCUUAUUUUAAAUAUUAUUAUAGUUGUUUAAGUGAAAAGAACAUCGAAGUAGAUUUCAGUAAUUACACUGUGCACAUUUACACUAUCCGAAAACAUUUCGUCGAUUGCGAACACAUUUAUUUUAUACACUAGGUACUAUGGAUAAUUAAUACGCUUGUGAUGUCUUUCGUUACCAAUGUUAAUUUUGAUAAGAUAUUUAUAAAAUAUUUAUUUUACAUCCAUAUACAUUUUUAAGGUAAAUACGAUGCACACAAAAAGUGUAAAUAUAUACACGAACAGUACCUUUAUCUUAGAUAUAUACGUAUUUUCGACUUAAAUGUAAAACGAACAUACUGCAUUAAUUAAUGUACAAGUUACUCUGCAGAAAUAUCAUUCUUAAAUAUAUAUUAAUUUAUGUUCUUUUAAAAUAUGUAUCAAGAAUAUUAUAACUGAGUUAUAGAAAUUAAGUUGCUAAAUAGUAUGUGUUACGUUUUUCACUUGGAAGAUUAAAUCUUGUUACGUUUCUGCUUAAAUAAAGUGUUCGUU
Messenger RNA from Ceratina calcarata, 2082 nucleotides. RefSeq names its product putative serine/threonine-protein kinase clkA. The record is from RefSeq and is a predicted model, not a curated record. The transcript has 4 exons. Bases 247 to 1368 code for a protein of 373 amino acids. NCBI's taxonomy places the organism in Eukaryota, Metazoa, Arthropoda, Insecta, Hymenoptera, Apidae.